Molecule: messenger RNA, 2997 nt
Organism: Notechis scutatus (mainland tiger snake)
Lineage: Eukaryota; Metazoa; Chordata; Lepidosauria; Squamata; Elapidae
Source: RefSeq, a predicted model, not a curated record
AUGGCAAAUGACUGGGCUCAGGUUUCUAGGGUACCUAGUUUUGCUCAGAUGUUGAAGAAGAACUUGCCUGCCCAGCCACCCCAACCUUCUGCCCCGCCUUCGUCUCACAGUAGUUCGUUUCGGCAAGCGGAGAAUGCUAAACCGGUGUAUUUAAUACCAGAAACAUCCAGUGUAUCAAACUUGGCGUCUAAAGUGACCCCUAUUACAGGUCAUGACUAUCAAUAUGCUAAAACUGUGCCUAUAAUUCCAAUUACUUCACUUCCUCCCAAGAAAAUUCCAAAGGAAUUUAUUUCAAAAUACAAGCGAGGGGAGAUCAAUCCAGUCUCAGCUUUACAUCAAUUUGCACAAAUGCAACGUGUACAACUUGAAUUAAAGGAGACUGUGGCAACAGGAAAUAUCUUGGGGAGUUACUUUGCUUUUUGUGCUAUAGUUGAUGGCAUUCAGUAUAAGACUGGGUUGGGCCAAAAUAAGAAGGAAUCAAAAUCAAAUGCAGCAAAACUUGCUCUUGAUGAACUUCUGCAGUUGGAAGAGGCAGAACCAAAAGCUUUGGAAAAACCAGGUCCUGUCAGAAAUUUUGCUGAAAGUAUACAUGCAGCCAAACCUCAAAUAACAACAGAAUCUGCCUAUUUUACAAAGAUUCAUUAUGAGGAGAAGCAUCUCGCACAUAGAAAAAUUUCUCAAGUUGUCAGAGAAAUAUUCGAUAAUUUGGUGGCUAAGUAUCCAGAGUACCAGAGUUGUAGCAGUUCAGUAGCUGCCUUCAUAAUUGAAAGAGGUAGGCAAUAUGAAGUGGUGGCUAUUGGAACAGGUGAAUUUAAUUAUAGCCAAUGCAGUCAUCCUGAUGGAAGAGUGUUGCAUGAUAGUCAUGCAGUUGUUACUGCAAGGCGCUCUCUACUUAGGUAUUUUUAUAGACAGCUUUUAAUUUACUACAGUAAAAAUCCUGCUAUAAUGGACAAAUCCAUAUUUUGUACUGAUCCAACAUCUAACCUGCUUGCAUUAAAACCAAAUAUAAAAGUAUUUCUCUACAUGAAUCAGUUGCCAAAAGGAUCUGCUCAGAUAAAGUCUAAGUUGCAUCUCAAUCCAAACUCAGUAUCUGCAUUUGAAGCUGAUGAAGAACUGUGUCUUCAUGUGGUUGUUGAAGGCAAGGUUUAUCUGACAGCUUUUUGUCCUGCUGAAAUUGCCACAAUAAGCAGCAUGUCUACCAGUGAUAAACUGACAAGGUGGGAAGUGUUGGGUGUUCAAGGAGCCCUACUGAGUCACUUCAUUCAGCCAAUUUAUGUUAGCACAAUAGUUCUUGGGGACGCAAAUUGCUGUAGUACAAGAGGAUUAGAAAUAGCCAUCAAACAGCGCAUAGACGAUGCACUUAGUAAAAAAUUUCCCAUGUUCUACCUUGUGAAUAGACCUCAUAUUAAUUUGGUAACUGCUGCAUACCCUGUGGAAAUUGACCUGGACCAUAGGUCUCUUAGUGUGAAUUGGUCCCAAGGAGACUUAUCGCUGGAGGUGAUAGAUGGAUUAAAUGGAAAAAUCAAUGAAAGUUCACCCUUCAAAAGUGGUAUUUCAAUGGCAAGUCGUCUUUGCAAAGCUGCAAUGUUAAGUCGCUUUAAGUUACUGGUUAAAGAAUCAAAGAGAGAAGAUUUACUUAAAGCAACAACUUACCAUGAAGCAAAGAUUAUGGCAGAAUCUUACCAAGGGACAAAAUACUUGCUGAAAUCCUACCUGGAGCAACAUGGUUAUGGGUCUUGGAUUGUGAAGUCCCCACACAUUGAAUAUUUCAGCAUGUAAAGGUUAAUAUACCAGCUCUAUGACCUAAGAAAGAAAUAAGCUUUUGCUUUUGAGAAGAAUUUUUUAUUUGGUUAAUGAUUGUGGAUCAAUGCUGACCAGUAAUGUGAGCUGAUAGCAAAAUAAAUAUGCUAUUUUAGUUAAUACAUGCAGGUCUUUUUUUUUCUUCUGUCAGUAUAAAAAUAAUAAAAAUUGAAUUAGUUUGUGCUAUGUACUUGCUGCAAACUGCUAUCUCAAGGAGUUGAAUUUGAGGAGUACCUUUGGGAAAAUAUAGUGCGACUGAUUAUAGUUUUGAUUUGUACCAUGUUAUAUAAUAGCAGGACCAGUUAUAUAUCAUUGGCUUGCUUUCUGAAAAGUUAUGUGCAAUUCUGGCAUUAAAAGUCACAGUUUACCUUGUUAAUCAUUUUGAAACCUUGUGGGUUUAAAUCCCUUUUCAGUUGUGGAACUUAAAUUUAUCUUCAGGAAACUACACAAAUUAUGCUUGCAUUGUAAGAGUAAACGCCUACAAAUACAUUUUGAACAAAGUGUGUGAUCUGUUUGCUGUAUAUUAUGGGAUUCUGUAACUUGCAGAACUUUCAAAUAAUAUUUGGCUCACUAAUUGAAACAACUUAGAAAAUGUAUUGGGUAUCUCAAAAUAUUUAAUUUGCAAUUUGACUCCUUUUGUUAUUCUUAAGACUUAAAUUGAAUGUUGAUACUGCUUUGUAUAGUGAUACUAUAAUUUAUUUCUAGUAAAAUAAGCAUGAUUUGACUAAUUCUGGAGAGUAUGGUUUAUUAGUAUACUGAAACACUUAUUUGAAACUCCAACCUACGAACAAAAGAUAAUAUUCUUUAGAAGUUAAACUAUUUUGAGGGUGGGAGAGCCUUUCACAUGCAAUGUGAAAGUGCUUUACAAUGGCUGUAUAGAACAGUUAAACUGUAAGUCUUAAAACCACUUUAAUGGAAAAUUAACUUUAUGGAUUUGUCUUUAGUUCAAGAAGGAAUCUUCAUGAUGAUUACUGAAAAUGAUGGUUCAUGCAAUUGCACAUAAAUGCAAAGUAUUUAUGUGCCUUGUAGAGAUCUUACCCCUCAUAAAUGACUUCCUUUUGUUUAUAAAGCAACAAAACCACUGAAAGUCAAUCUUUUUUUUUUUUCAUUUUUUUAGUGAUUAGAUUUCCUAUGUUUAAAUUUAGCACAAGAAUUUGUGUAUAAGCAUUUUUAUUUUAUUUCAUUGUGUGUAUUGGA